CUGAUGCAAACUGAUUUUAAAUAAAAACUUUUCAGUCAACAUUUAUUCAGCAGUUCCUGCAGCCAAAACAAAAAAACCCCAAAACUGACAAAAAAAGAAUUGAGUCACUGACUUAACCAUGGAGAAAUGUCCACAACCAAGUUGGAUGCACACAGUCACUUGUCUUAAUGCUUUAAAAAGCAGUGACUAUGAUUAUGUAUACUUUGCAUGUAAUCUUACCAAAGUCCUGGGGCAAAGGCAAUACAUUUACGCUCCAGUCUACAAUGACUCUAAGCUGGACUGCGUCGUCUCGUCUCAGCCUGCUUUCAUUAAAUCUGAAUCUUACAAAUCUAGACCAGCCCCAGGAAGUCUUUACAAGUGGCAGCCAGUCAGCAGGAGUGCUAACUCUUCUCCGCUGGUGAGGGCUUCAUGUAAAAUGAGGAGUGCUCUUGAGGCCCCCUCUAAUAUAAGCCAAAGUACCGAAGUUGCUCAAAGCAGCGGGUUAUUGAAGACUCUCCAUCAAGUCACUUUCAGCUCCAGACACCUUAACCCUUAUGUGUAUCAUGGGUACAAGAAAGCUGGUUGCAGAUACCUCUAUGGUCCUCCAUCUGAAAUAUCUGGGUUUGUGGAUGAAGGUUUCCCACCUUGUACCCAGAUUUGUCCUGAUGAGGGGCAGCCCAGUUCCCUGGAAAAUGAGGAACUCGACGAGACAUCCUCUUGUACCAAGCAGAUGAGCCUCCAGAUGAAAUGAUCCAGAAACAUGAAGAGCUUAUUUCUGAUAGCAGCAUCAAGGAGGACGAUCUACUGUGUGAUUUCCUGAAUGUAUUGAAUAAAAUAAUAAGCAUAAAUCAUUUGGACAAAGG
Archocentrus centrarchus (flier cichlid) is the source of this 842-nucleotide messenger RNA. RefSeq lists its product as uncharacterized. The record is from RefSeq and is a predicted model, not a curated record. NCBI's taxonomy places the organism in Eukaryota, Metazoa, Chordata, Actinopteri, Cichliformes, Cichlidae. Bases 119 to 730 code for a protein of 203 amino acids. The transcript is spliced from 3 exons.